UUUGCUAAACUGAAAACAUUUUUCCUAUCUUCUUUCCUACAGGUUUGGAUCAAUCAAGGUGAUAUCAUUCUGGUCGGUUUACGAGACUAUCAGGAUUCGAAAGCUGAUGUCAUCUUGAAGUACACACCCGAUGAGGCGAGAAAUUUGAAAACAUAUGGCGAGUUCCCCGAAUCGGUGCGCAUCAAUGACACAGUCACCUUCGUCGAGGAUGGUUUCGAUGAGGAUAUCGAGUUCGGCGAUGAGAUCAGUUCUGAGGACGAUGCUGAUUCAGUAGACAAUAUAUGAUUAACAAGAAAUAAGCGCGAGUCUUCGACCCAACAACAACAAGAAGAAGAACUAAGUAAAAUGAAAAUUUGAAAAGAGUAAAUAAACAAAAAAUGCAAGUACAUAAUGAUAUAUUGAAAAGCAAAGCUAGUUGAACAGAAAAGAAAAAUUGUGAAAUAUUAACAAAAAAAUAAAAAAUAAAAAAAUAAAACCCAAAACAAGAAAGUUAAAAGAAUUAAAAUAAUUGCAAACACAAACACGAAAAAUGUGAGCGUCAGCGACUUUAGAAGCAAACAAUAUCAAGAAAUGGAAGAACAAUAGCAAUGCAAAUAAACCACAUAUUAACGCUGUAAGAAAAAAUUAAGGAUGCCUGGGGUUUUCAUUUCGAAAUAUUGUGAAAUUGAUUCUUUUUAUUUAUCAAGCGGUGUAAUGAGAAACAAGAAAA
Molecule: messenger RNA, 709 nt
Organism: Rhagoletis zephyria (snowberry fruit fly)
Lineage: Eukaryota; Metazoa; Arthropoda; Insecta; Diptera; Tephritidae
Product: eukaryotic translation initiation factor 1A
Biological process (GO): translational initiation
Molecular function (GO): RNA binding; translation initiation factor activity
Source: RefSeq, a predicted model, not a curated record